AAGGGGAAAACUGGUACAAAUAAUACGGAUUGGUCACAUAUGUUUAGUUAGAAGGUAUUGCAUGUGACUCUUUUCUGUCUUCUGACGGUAGAACCAACUUUACCAAGAAUGAUCUUUAUAACACAAGUGAAACUUAAUUUUCCUCUAUCCCAGCAGAUUCCAACCUAAAUGAUAAAUUCAGCGAGAAAACGCUCACUUUCUUUCUUGAUUCUCACUGUUUCUCUUCUCCACUGUAGAUGUGGAUGGAGUCCAGUCUCCAGAUAACCACUGCGGGAGCGGCAAGUCCGUCAGCGGUCAUAAUGAGCGGCUCUUUGUGCGUCACGGUGCGCUCCGGACUCUCCUCCCUGCCUGUCAGAUGUUCAGAUGCUCAGCAUGUGAUGCUCCGUCCGUCCUCAGAGUCCUGAAAGCGCUCAGCCUGGACCACAACCACACACGCAAGCUGCUCGGUGGAAAUGCUCAUUCACCUCUUCUUAUAUUAUCGGACAACCGCGUUUAUUUUAAACGGAGGACAUCGCUGCAAAAGACACACGAACUGAAGCCAAGGACUGGAGUCCAGCUGUCACCCCUCAGGAUCUUCCUUACAGCUACAUCUCUUCAUCUCUCCCAACUCCUCUUCUGUCAGUAAUUUCUCUCCUCCUUUUAGUCUCUGCCCCUCUCUCUCCUUUGUUUAUUUCUCUUUCUCCAUCCCCACCCCCCCUUCCCGGACCCCCCAUGCCUAAGAACAGCAAGGUGAUACAGCGCGAGCAGAGCCAUGAGCACGUCACAGAGUCAGUGGCCGACCUGCUCGCCCAUGAGGAGCCUCUCGAUUACAAGAGCAGCUCGCUGAACGUAGGAGCGGCUGCUGGGAAGAAGGUCCCUCAGAUAGAAGUGCCCGAGAAUGAUGGGCGUCCUGCGUGGAACAGCAAACUGCAGUACAUCCUGGCCCAGGUGGGCUUCUCUGUGGGCCUGGGAAACGUGUGGCGCUUCCCGUAUCUUUGCCAAAAGAAUGGAGGAGGUGCAUAUUUGGUUCCUUAUUUCAUCCUCCUCAUCAUCAUCGGCAUCCCGCUCUUCUUCUUGGAGCUGGCUGUGGGUCAGAAGAUCAGACGUGGCAGCAUCGGAGUGUGGAACUACGUCUGUCCCCGUCUUGGUGGGAUAGGCAUGUCAAGUCUGAUGGUAUGUGGCUUUGUGGGUCUCUACUACAACGUCAUCAUUGGUUGGAGCAUCUUCUACUUUUUCCAGUCCUUCCAGUACCCUCUGCCAUGGAGUGACUGUCCCAUUAGAAAGAAUGGAACAAUUGCCAUUGUUGAGCCAGAGUGUGACAAAAGCUCAGCCACAACGUAUUUCUGGUACCGGCAAACUCUGAACACGACCAGCACCAUUGCAGAGAGUGGUGGCCUCAACAUCAAAAUGACCUUAUCUCUGCUUGUGGCCUGGAUAAUUGUCUGCCUUGCCGUCAUUAAAGGAAUCGCCUCCUCUGGGAAGGUGAUGUACUUCAGCUCCCUUUUCCCUUACGUGGUCCUCUUCUGCUUCCUGGUCAGGGGUUUAAUGCUGAAAGGAUCAGUAGAUGGGAUAGCUCAUAUGUUCACUCCGAAGCUGGAGAAGAUGCUGGAGCCGCAGAUUUGGAGGGAAGCAGCUACUCAGGUCUUCUUCGCUCUGGGUCUGGGGUUUGGAGGGGUCAUAGCCUUCUCCAGUUACAACAAAAUAGACAACAACUGCCACUUUGACGCCGUGCUCGUCUCCUUCAUCAAUUUCUUCACCUCAGUUUUGGCUACGCUGGUGGUGUUCGCCGUGCUGGGCUUCAAGGCCAACAUCAUGAAUGAAAAAUGUGUUGCAGAAAACGGAGAAAAGAUCCUGGGAUUCCUCAGCUCCAAUGUCCUGAGUCAUGAUCUCAUUCCUCCUCACGUGAACUUUUCCCAUCUCACCCCAUCAGACUACGCUGAGGUAUACAGCGUCAUCAAGACGGUAAAGGAGGACAGCUUUGCCCAGUUAGGUCUGGAGCCCUGUGUCUUGGAGGAUGAACUCAACAAGGCAGUUCAGGGCACUGGCCUGGCUUUCAUCGCCUUCACAGAGGCCAUGACCCAUUUCCCAGCAUCUCCGUUGUGGUCUGUAAUGUUUUUUUUCAUGCUAAUCAACCUUGGCCUGGGCAGUAUGAUAGGCACCAUGACUGGCAUCACCACACCCGUCCUUGACGCCUACAAAGUUCAGAAAGAGCUUUUUACAGUGUGCUGCUGCAUUGUGGCCUUCUUUUGUGGGCUGUUGUUUGUUCAGCGUUCAGGAAAUUAUUUCGUCACCAUGUUUGACGACUACUCUGCCGGUCUGCCUCUCACUGUUGUAGUGAUCCUGGAAAAUGUCUCUGUUGCUUGGAUAUAUGGUACUAAAAGGUUCAUGCAGGACCUGGAGGACAUGUUGGGUUUUCGACCAUCUAUAAUCUAUUUCUACCUGUGGAAGUACGUCUCCCCUCUUUGUCUCAUCAUCCUCAUCUCAGCCACUGUCAUAGAGAUGGCCAUCAGCCCACCAGGAUACAAUGCAUGGGUUCAAGAGCUGGCUCAGGAACGCUUCCAAAGCUACCCUCCCUGGGCUCUGGCCAUGUGCUUCGCUCUCAUCGUGGUGGCCAUGCUUCCUCUCCCGAUCGUCUUCAUUGCACGCCACUUCAACUUGAUGUCAGACGGCUCCAACAAGCUUUCCGUCUCCUACCGUAAAACCAUAAUGAAAGACAUCUCCAACCUUGAGGAGCAGGAUGAGGCCAGAUUCAUCCUCAGUGCCAAGCCCGGCGACCCCCCAUUGUCAGGUGUAGCCCGCAAACCCUACGUGACUCCUGCAGGGAACAAAUCCGUGGAUCCCAAUUCACUGUCUCCAAAUGUCUGCUAUGGUACGAGCUACCAAAAUGCUGCGAUAAGCCCCACGACACCAACAACGCCAACUACACCUCUCACGCCAGAGUCAAACUCUUGACUUUCCUCCCAUCAACACCCCUCCAACAUGCAGUCCUUCCACUCAGUUUAAUUUUCUGCUUUUGCCCAGAUAAUAUUACACAACCUUAUGAAGCCACCUAGUUCUUCUGUGGUAUAUACACUCUAAAACACUGUUUUGCUGCUCUUCCUGAUCAUAUUGGCUGUCAAAGCCAUACACAGGGUAAAACAAGCUAUCAGUAGUCCAGUGCAGUAAGUCUGAAAUGAACACACACAAAAAACAUCUAAAACAACAUUUAGUUUUGUGAAGGUGUUUCUGUGUUUUAUUUAUAUAAGGCUGAUCUAAAGACACACAAAUCUGUUUAAUUCAGACAAAGUUUACCACCUACAGGAGUUUAUGUAGCAAUAUUUGUUCAUAUAAAUAGACAGUGUAGUAAUAACAUCCUGUAGAGUUUCCUAUGUGGAGAUUUAAGGAAGAAUCUCAUUCUCCAUCACACACGUUACAUGUUCUGUAGAAGUUAAACCUUUUAGUUUCUCCACCAAAGAGUAAAAACCACAAAACACUUGAACUGAAGCAAAGAUUGUGAGACUCUGUGUGUUGAGUUGGGAUAAAAGUCAUGUUUAUUCAUUUUAUUUUAAACUCAUAAGAUAAGCCUGUAUUUUAUUUUUUAUAUGCGUGAUGGAAGGCACAAUCGGCUCAUGCUUAUUAUAAGGCAAUUUAAAGUCUGGAUUGUUUGAUCGAUGCUACAAAAUCACAGGAGUGAAUUUUUACAGUUUAAAAUGCACAAGUGAAUCACUGAUUCUAAUUAUUAUUAUAAACUCUGAUGCACAAAAUGUCUUGCAAUUAUUAGAAGCAGCUCCCUUUCCCAUUGCUGGCUUGCCUAGUAAAAAUGUGUGAAUUAAAUUAAGAUUUAAAUUAAUUCAAUCUUUUAUAGCAGCAGCUUGAUUUUACACAAUUGAAUCUGUGAAAACAAUCAUUUCAUUUAACAACACUUAUUUAGCAGGUGAAAAAAAAAAUCCCAUUAGAAAAUAAUUGUUUAAAGAAAACAAUAUGUGCCCUCAUUAUGGGCCCCCCUAGCAAUUCUCAUAAAAUAUAUUUAACUGGGGUAUUUACUAAUUCAUUAUUUACUUUUACAAGUUAAUGAAAAAGUCUAAAAAUUCUAAUUAUAAUCUAAAUAUGGCCUGACACAGAGGUGUCCUGAUUUUGGUUUGAGUUGGACUCAAAUGCAGACAUCAAAGUGGCAGCCUCAUGGUGAUGAUGAUUGAGUUAAUUAAAGAAAGGAAAACAGAGGAACUGGAACAAGAGAACCAGGGAAUAACUGACUAAAAACAUAUGAUGAAGAACAGGAGAAUCUGAUGAGGAAACUGGCAGGUUUUUAAGUACUGGGACGGUUGAUGAGUGGCGUAAAAGCCAGGUGUGACUAAUAAGGAGAAUGAGGUGCAGCUGGGAAAGAACCUGAGCAGGCAAGCCGAGGCAAGCACAGGAAGUUGAAUAAAAACAUAAAAGGAUCUACUAAGCAAAUGGGCUAACAUUAAAAUGAGAAUCUAAACCAAUACAAAAAGAGCAGAACACAAGAAAGAACUAAAAAACUAAUCAAAAAGGAAUUAACUCAAUACAGAACACCCUUAGUUACAAUAAUAAUCAGCCCAAAAUAACCUGUAUACAAAAACAACAAUACCCACAGAUCAUGACAGGUUACUUUCUUUUUCUCAUUCCCCAAAAUUUGAAAACAAAAUUGGUGAAUAUGCUAUUAAAGGAAGGCACAUAGUGUGGUUGUAAGUCACUCACCUUCUGUUCAAAUUUGCUGUCAAAGACAUACCACAGAGGGAGUAGGAUGAGUAGAGAGGUAAAAAUAAAAUAACACGCACUAUUCGAUAACUGCAGCAUCUGUAGGUCACCAAGUCUCCACAACAGCUAUUUAGUUUAAGGCUUUAAAACACAUGUUUGCCAGGCGUGCCAAUGUAUAUGGAGGGUGUUGUACGUCCUACAUAGCACAGAGACAGUAUUUGAAAGAAAAAUAAAAGCACAAGCUAAAAAUGCACAAAGUUUGUCCUCUGUGACAAAACAUAAUGACAAACAUGGACCAAAAGACAGAGGAGCCUGCAAUGUAAAAACCCAAACAACGGUAACCUUUCAGCUUUUAGUAUGCACUCCAGAAAGCCUUAGACAGUUCACCUGCACAACCAUUGUGACAACCAACAUGCAGUCUUCUGUAUAUCUGUAGGAUACUGAACCUAAUUAUCAAUGAAGACAGGUAGAGAUGUGAUCAAUGUACUGAUAUUAAAGGUUUUAAUUUUUUUCUACACACUGAUAUAAAUUAGUUGUUGUAAAAGAGCAUGUUUUAGUUCAUAUUACGCAUUUAUUUAUUUUUCUAUUACAGUAUUCAAAGUAUUGGUUUGAAAUUAUGAAUAGACUAUUUAUUUUAUUAUGCUGUAUAUUUGCUGUUAUAUAAAAGUGACGAUGAACAGAGAUGAGAGUAUAGAAUAUAUAUGUUCAUUUUGUUUGAGGCUUGUGUGUAUUUAAACAUAUGUCUGUGUUAUUUUUGGUGUUGCUUGUUAUUGGCACGGAAAAGGCUGAUGGACUAAAUAUUAAUUCAAUGGCAAUGAGCCUUUGGAAUUGCAGAAAGUUAGAAGGGGUGAGGAAACAAAAGGGUAGAUGUUCCUGCAGACUUUGUUUAAGCUUUUCUGAAUUUAUUUGUAAUUGUAUAAACUAAAUUAUUUCAGUUCUUGCUGGCAAACAGAUUCAAAAUUAAGUAAAGAUUGUUAAUUUAAAUAAAGCACAAACUAUAGAUACAAAUGUAUGACUUAGUAUGCAAAUUAGCUAAAUUAGACAUACCAGGGCACAACUUAGAACACGAGAGGGCAGCAAAGGGCAUUGGCUAGUGGUCUUCCUUCGAAGUAGCUUAUCAUUAGCUUUGAUGUUACUGUAUUGUCAUUUCCUCGUCUUUGAGUUGCUUUGGAUAAGAAGUCUCCCAAAUGCAUAAACAUAAAUGUCACAGCAAUGACAAUAAAAAUAUAAUUUAAUCUCACACUGCACAAUGUGAACACAUUGGACUCAUGGUAUCACUAACAGUCUGAUUAAUUCAAAUAAUAAUUAUCUGACCAAUUGGGCUAUCCCUAAAGCACAUACAUUUCAUUCCCAGACAGUCAAUUGAUCUAUUAUUGUGGCAAAAAACUAAGGCUACAUGAAGGAAACUAAACUACACUUUUCUCUGGCAGAACACUGUGAAAUCCACCUACAGUAUACGUGCACCAUUCAGAACGGGUGCCUUACAUUUUUCACAUUUUGACCAGCGACACUGGUGUUUUUCAAUAUGCCAGCACACACGGUUUGAUCGGAAACAGUAGGACAGCAGCUUAAGGUCUCUUAAUAAAUAUGUUUUGUUUACUUUUUAAAUCUACGUUUGCUUUUCUUAGUUUUUGGGAAUUCACAUUGUCUGCUCUAUUAUGACACCCAGUGACUUAUCAAAGUAUUGCAUUUGAAUUCUUUCCUCAGUAUCUAAUGUUUCUCUUUAGCCUGACCAAAUGUUUCUGAUUAAACUUAAAUCUUCCCAAAAUGUUUUAAAUAAACAGCAUUCUGCUCCUAUAAAAUAUUUUUGAGCGUAUCAACACCUUUAAACGUAACAGUUUGUGUAACAUUGUUUUCCAAAACUGAACGCUGUGUCAGACUGAUAUGACAGUAAUGGUUUUUUUUUUGUGCUGAAAUGUUCUGCCAUCUAUUGGUCGGUCAAAAAACAGCAACCAUCUCACAUUCCCAUCUUGUUAAAUAUGUUUUGUGAUUAAUGAUAAAUCUCAUAUGCCUGCUGGCAUGGCUGUAAACCCUAUGUCUUGUUUUGUGUGUUGUCUCACUUUUCCUGCUGCUGUUUGUGUGUCAUGUAACCAUCCAGGUCACCAAACUAUUUUGCAGAUAGUUUUUAUUAAUGUGGAGUAUAGCAAAUUCCUUAAAAAGUGACAAAAAGUAAAAAUGAAUGUGACUGAUGCACUUUGUCCAACAGAAAGCAAAUAAAGUUGGUGUUUAUUUUAUUAUUCUUAACUGUAGCAGUAAAUUUAAGGUCAGUGUAAAAGCAAUAUUGUUAUAUUUCAACAGCACAGCAGCUGUGGCUGAAAGGACAUCUUCACAGUAAGACAUUUCAAUGACUUGAAUGUGUGUGUGUUUAUAUUUAUAAAUGUUUGUGUAGUUAGUCUGGUGUGUGCAAGGCCUUACUAAGCACACAUUUCAGGUGUUAUCUAUACUGGAGGCGUACUUAGAAACAUCCCUUUACAGUCUCCCUAUGUUUCUCCUCAGUCAUAUGAAUGAAUGAUUCACAAGUAUUGUGUAACUUAUAAACAUAGUUAUAUAAAUGUAAAUAAAGAGUGAACAAAC
Molecule: messenger RNA, 7251 nt
Organism: Girardinichthys multiradiatus
Lineage: Eukaryota; Metazoa; Chordata; Actinopteri; Cyprinodontiformes; Goodeidae
Product: sodium-dependent neutral amino acid transporter SLC6A17-like
Exons: 12
Coding region: 712-2931 (739 amino acids)
Biological process (GO): proline transport; L-leucine transport; glycine transport
Cellular component (GO): plasma membrane; synaptic vesicle
Source: RefSeq, a predicted model, not a curated record